GAUUCGGAGAAAAAGGUUGAAAGGAACAAGAGAGCUCCAGCAACCGGCGGUCGACGGAAAAAGAGCUAGAAAGAGGGAAACGACCGUGAGGAUUUUUAUUGCUGACCCUCGAGCCACUGGGCGCGCGCCUCCUGCCUUGUGUACGUGAUCUCGUGGAUUAAAUGAGUUUGAACUCGCGAUGAGGAGUGAGCCCAUUCUAUUCGCUUGCAGCAGGGCAAUGGAGGAGCUAGUGACUGAGCUUCGCCUGUUCCUGGACUUGCUGGACAGAGAGUAUCUGAGUGCUGGAGUCCGAGAGAAGAAGGUCCACCUCUCCCACAUCCUGCACCGUGUGCUUUCAGACAAAGAACCUUCAUUUAAAUCUGACAUCCACAGUGGUUUGCCAGCCCCACCUCAGAUGCCCCUGCCAGAGAUUCCUCAGCCAUGGCUGGCUCCAAACAGCGACCCUCCUCCUCUGCCCAGCUCCUCUCUUCCAGAAGGUUACUAUGAGGAAGCAGUUCCCUUAAGUCCUGGAAAGGCUCCUGAGUACAUUACCUCUAACUAUGAUUCAGAUGCCAUGAGCAGUUCCUACGAAUCAUACGAUGAAGAAGAGGAAGAUGGGAAGAGUCAGAAGAUGCGUCACCAGUGGCCAUCUGAAGAGGCAUCCAUGGACCUUGUGAAAGAUGCCCGUAUCUGUGCUUUUCUGUUGCGCAAGAAACGCUUCGGCCAAUGGACUAAACUUCUGUGUGUCAUCAAAGACAACAAACUAUUGUGCUACAAAUCUUCUAAAGACCAGACCCCACAGAUGGAGCUCACUCUGUCAGGAUGCAGCAUCAUGCACAUCCCCAAAGAUGGCAGGAAGAAGAAGCAUGAACUGAAGAUUGUCCACCAAGGAGCAGAUGCCCUGGUGCUGGCAGUGCAGAGCAAAGAACAGGCUGAGGAGUGGCUCAAGGUGAUGAGGGAGGUGUGUGUGAAUGGAAGUGCAGACCUCGAUGGAGCUGCAUCUGGAUUACCUGUCCUCAAAGCAGAACUGGAGAAGAGAACAUCUGACCGGCCUAGCUCAGAUGGUGAAGCAACCCAUGAGAAUGGACACAGUGAUGGCAAAGACCAAGGAAAAGCAAAGAAAAACUCCAAAUCAGAGCAGAAAACCGGGACUGUUGGAAAGGGAGCCAGCAAGAAGAUCACCAAGAUCAUCAGCCUGGGGAAGAAGAAGCCAUCCACAGAUGAACAGACUUCAUCUGCAGAGGAAGAUGUUCCCACCUGUGGCUAUCUGAACGUACUGUCCAAUAACCGUUGGCGUGAGCGCUGGUGCCGCCUGAAAGACAACCAGCUACUCCUCCACAAAGACCGUGAUGACCUGAAGAGCCACAUCGCCUCACUGCCCCUUCGAGGCUGCGAAGUCAACCCCGGCCUCGACCACAAACACCCUUUCGCUUUCCGCCUUCUUCGUAAUGGCCAAGAGGUGGCGGUGCUGGAGGCCUCCUCCUCUGAGAUGAUGGGGCGUUGGUUGGGGGUGUUAUUGGCCGAGACUGGCUCUACCACUGACCCAGCCACCCUGCACUAUGACUACAUUGAUGUGGAGACCACCGCCAAUGUCAUUCAACUAGCCAAGCAGUCCUUUUGUUUCACUAGUAAACGUGCCAUCUCUCCCAAUCCAUACCUUGACAGCCAAGUCAAUGGUUAUGCCUGUCCUUCUGGUAUGGCUCUACACUAUGAUGAUGUGCCUAUAAAUGGAAUGUUCAAGGGAAAGAAGGGAGCCAGUAUCAAUGGAGUGGCUUCCAAACAGAAGGCUGAGCCAAAGAGUCAGGCCAAGAAGAAUGGAGUCAGUGGGUUGGCAUCUGUGAAACGCAACAACUCCAAUGCAGAGCAGUGCAAGUACGGCAAGAACCGUGUCGAGGCAGAUGCCAAGCGGCUGCAGGCCAAAGAGGAGGAGCUGAUGAAAAAGAAACAGGAGAUCAGGAACCAUCUGAACCAGUUGAAGAAGGAGAGAAGAGACCUGCGCACUGCCGUGGAGGGGGCUGCAGGCAAACGUUCACAUGCAUCUCUGCUGGAGCGUUUGAAGAAGGUGGAAGUCGAGUGCAAGCUGAAGGAGGAAGAGAGAGUGAACCUGGAGCUGGAGGCAACAGAGGUCAAGGAGAGUCUGAAGAAAGCUCUGAGCGGAGGAGUGACCCUGGGCCUCACCAUUGAACCCAAAGCUGCCUCCUCAGACCUGCAGUCUCCAGCCAUGCUGCGGAGAACACAGGAGUCUUCUCACUUCUCCAGCUGCGACACCAGCGACACAGAGUCCUGUACACUGCCAGUCAACAGCGCAUCGCUACUGCGCCGGCAGCAGAGUAGCCAGAAGCCAUCAACGGUCAGAGGACAUGUGCUGAGGAAGGCCAAGGAAUGGGAGCAGAAGAGCGGCUCAUAAACCUCUGAAGUCUUCACAUCGACCCUGCUUCCACUCCUUUCUGCUGCAGAAAUUGUGUAUAUAUUUAUUUAAGACUGCUCAUACAGACAGAGUGUGUGCCCAGUAAGACACAGGGAUAUCAUUAUCACCAGCUAAAACAAGAAACAAUGUUUUAUACACCAUACAUAUCACUACACACAGCUUUUUAGCAUGAUUAGUGUGCCAAGUGAUCCCAUCACUUAGCAUUCACAGACUUCACAUUUCUUACUAAAAAAUUCUGAUGCAGUUUUAAAGAAACAAAACUAAGUAUUUAUUUGUAUAUUUUAAAGGAAAUACUGACUUUCCCAUUUUUUAUUUAUGCUGAAUAUUUUUAAGGGUUUUUUGUUGGGGUUUUUAUGUUGUUUUUUUUAAAAUUUGUGACUCUUGACAAGCAAUUUUUUUUUGAAUUUGUGGAGCUGUGUCAAUCAGGGUCACAACAGAAGAACACACGAGAUAACAAUGAAACUUCCUUACAGAGAAUAAAAAAAGAAACUGAAUUACUUCUUGCUGUCACAACACUAAAGAUUGGAAGACCUUUGACUGGAGGUGCAUUACCAUUAGUUUUACAACACGGAAGGGGCAGAAAAUUGGGUAAAAAGCAUAAUAGAAUUUUGGGUUCACUUACUUUUCUUCAACAACAAUUUCAAAACAAAUCUGCCUCAAUUUUGAGUAAACUUGAAAAAGCUAGCAUGUCUAGAAAAGGCUGAGGUGGUGUGCAAUGCCCGGAGAGAUAGUUUUACAAGCACUUAUCACAGCAUCCAACAGUAGCUGCAUUUCCAUUAUCCAGGAAAUUGUGCAAACUGAAAUUACGAAAAUAAAUAUGCUUAAUAGAAGCAUGCCGAUUUUUAAAAAGCUCAUGUUUUUCAAUAGUUUUUGCUUUACGGUAAGAUGGUUUUUUGGCCAUAUUGAAAUAGUUGUAUCUUGCAGAACUGCAAUGGAAAACUUUUGUCGCAUCAUAUGAGUCAAUUUAUCAACAGUCUUAUGUUGCCACUGGCAAAAAAAAUGACACAAGUGGUAGGAGGAUGAUAGUCUAUUUGUUUUUUUUGGACAAUGUUCAGCUGGCUUCACCAGAGCUCUCACAGCAUCACACAGUCCAUAAAUACUUGUGUGUCAUUCAAAUGUGUUGAAUCCAUAGCUCUUCUGUGAAAUUGCCAAGUACAAUUUCCCAAAAAUACUGCAGACGCAGCUGUUCCCAGGUGUAAGGGGUUUGUCGCUCCGAUGACUGAAUAAGACGCCAAGGUCUACUCUAACGGCUGAUAGACGAGUGCUAGCACCAUGUCUGAAAUAUGAAUAUAUUUUAUGUUGUUGUAUACAUCUGUCACUGCCGUGAUUUUUUUUAAUGAUUUAUCUUGUGAACAAGCUUAUUCACUUGUGAUUUUAAUUUCAUGUCUUGUUUAAUGAGAACAUUGCAUUUGAGAAAUUAUUAGCAGAAUAUGGAGAAAGAUUUGGUGCAUUUGUAAUGGAAACACAACUAGUUAAUGUGAUGCUAAAAGACAUGCACGCUUGAAAAAUAUAAAAAUUUGCAAGUUUGCAGUUGGAGCUAUAAACAUUGCUGCAAGCUUGCAUUGCUAGCAAUAAAAAGUAGAGAAACACAAGAGGCCAACUGGAAGUAAUUACUGGCUCUACUUCUCUACUCACUUUUUCAAAGA
This is a messenger RNA of Xiphophorus couchianus (Monterrey platyfish), 4053 nucleotides long. RefSeq names its product actin filament associated protein 1 (gene afap1). Gene Ontology annotation, cellular component: cytosol. Lineage: Eukaryota; Metazoa; Chordata; Actinopteri; Cyprinodontiformes; Poeciliidae. Gene Ontology annotation, molecular function: SH2 domain binding; SH3 domain binding. The transcript is spliced from 17 exons. The coding region runs from base 179 to 2386 and encodes 735 amino acids. The record is from RefSeq and is a predicted model, not a curated record.